This is a messenger RNA of Scedosporium apiospermum, 735 nucleotides long. RefSeq lists its product as uncharacterized. The record is from RefSeq and is a predicted model, not a curated record. Bases 1 to 735 code for a protein of 244 amino acids. The transcript is spliced from 4 exons. NCBI's taxonomy places the organism in Eukaryota, Fungi, Ascomycota, Sordariomycetes, Microascales, Microascaceae.
AUGGCCGCUAAAUCCCCCGUCGUUCUCAUCCUCGGCGCCGGCCCUAAUAUUGGCCAGGCCGUCGCCCGCACCUUUGCCUCCAAGGGCUACAAGGUUGGCCUCGCCGCUCGCUCCCUAAGGGAGGCCGACAGCACUGACAAGCAGCUGAACAUCCCCAGCGACUUCUCCAAGACCGAAGAUGUCGUCAAUGCCUUUGCCAAGGUAAAGGAGGUGUUCGGCAUCCCUAGUGUCGUCGUCUACAAUGUCAGCGCCGUGAGCUUCACCCCUAAAGACGACCCCUUCGCCCUCUCUCUGGCCGAUUUGAGUCGCGAUACGACCAUCAACAUCUGCAGUGCCUUUGUUGCCGCGCAACAGGCCGUCUCGGGCUUUGCACAGCUUCCGGCGUCAGCCGCGCGUACCUUCAUCUACACCGGCAAUGUCCUAAACGUCUCCAUCCUCCCGGGAUUUCUCUCCCAGGGAAUCGGCAAGUCGGGCGCCGCUCACAUGAUCUGGGCCGCCGCGGACGCUUACAGAGACCGUGGAUACAAAUUCUACUAUGCCGACGAACGGAAGCUAGACGGGUCGCCCAAGUACCACAUCGACGGUGACGCGCAUGCGGACCUCUACUGGGAGCUGGCCCACGGCAAAACACAGGGCCCAUGGAUGCAGACAUUCGUCACGGGUGUCGGAUACAAGAAGUUCGGUACCAUGCUCGAGGCCAACGUCGCCGACACGGCCGCUUUUCCUGGACUCUAG